AAAUGCCACUCUUCUCAAAGGCUCUUGAGGUGCAUCCGGGGUAUUUGGUUCACAUGGCAGCAGCAAACUUGACUCCACCUGGUUCUUUGGAUUUAAAUCUGCCUGGAUUUUCGAGAGAGAUACUUGGGACUAAAUUGGAGGGCAAAUACCUCUGCUCUGAGUGCAAGAAUAUUUUGAGGAGGCCAUUUCAAGCUCAGUGUGGACACCGCUAUUGUUCCUACUGCCUGAAGAAACUUAUAAGCUCUGGGCCUCAGAAGUGUGCAGCCUGUAUUCAGGAAGGAAUAUAUGAAGAAGGAGUUUCUAUUUUAGAAACAAAUUCGGCUUUCCCAGAUAAUGCAGCUCGUCGUGAGGUGGAAAGUUUGCCGUCUGUCUGUAUUAACGAUGGCUGUACCUGGAAAGGAACUAUUAAAGAAUAUGAGAGCUGCCAUGAAGGGGACUGCCCAUUCAUGCUGAUUGAGUGCCCAGCAUGUAAGGGAAUGAUCAAACUGAAUGAAAAGGAGCGCCAUUCGGAGAGGGAAUGCCCCGAGAGAAGUCUCAACUGCAAAUACUGCAAAUCGAUGUUCUACUUUCCUGAUAUUAAGGCUCAUGAUGAAAUCUGCCCUAAAUUUCCACUGACUUGUGAGGGCUGUGGGAAGAAGAAGAUUGCAAGAGAGAAGUUUCAGGACCACGUGAACACUUGUGGAAAGUGUAAAGUGCUGUGCAGAUUUCAGAUAGUUGGCUGCACAGAGAUGGUGGAAAAUGAAAAGCUUCUGGAGCAUGAGAGCAAAUGUGUGGGUGAGCAUCUGUAUAUGUUGCUGGACUUUGUGCUCAAACUUAAGACUGAGUCUGAAGACUUCAAGCACCGCCCAACCCUUGCAUCUAUGCGGGACAGUUCCAUGCUCUUAACAGCCGGCUCACUGUGCUCCGAAUCUGAGCUGUCUGAGUCCUUGGAGCUGCAAAGGAGGUGUGAGGCCCUGGAGAGGAAGACAAUCACAUUUGAGAAUAUUGUGUGUGUGCUGAAUCGGGAAGUGGAAAGGGUGUCUCUGACAGCUGAGGCAUAUAACCGGCAGCAUCGGCUGGAUCAGGAGAAAAUUGAAAUUCUCGGUAACAAGGUCCGGCAGCUGGAAAGGAGCAUUGGACUGAAAGAUCUGGCCAUGGCUGAUAUGGAGCAAAAGAUCCACGACAUGGAAGCUUCCACCUAUGAUGGCGUUUUCAUCUGGAAGAUUACAGAGUUUGCCAGAAAACGUCAGGAGGCAAUAGCUGGCCGUUGUCCUGCCAUCUUCUCUCCAGCCUUCUACACAAGCAGAUAUGGCUAUAAGAUGUGCCUGCGUGUGUACCUAAAUGGGGACGGCACUGGACGUGGGACCCACCUGUCUCUGUUCUUUGUGGUGAUGAAAGGCCCCAGCGAUGCACUUCUGCGAUGGCCCUUCAACCAGAAGGUGACCCUGAUGCUGCUGGAUCAGAAUAACCGGGAGCACAUUAUUGAUGCUUUCCGACCUGAUGUGACAUCAUCGUCCUUCCAGCGACCUGUCACCGAGAUGAACGUUGCCAGUGGCUGCCCACUCUUCUGCCCAGUCUCCAGGAUGGAGGCCAAGAACUCUUACGUGCGUGACGACACCAUCUUUAUUAAAGCCAUCGUAGAUCUCACAGGCCUCUAAAGCCUCCUCCCCACCAGGAGCUGUGAGCACAGUGACAGCCCUGACUAGGGCUUUACCUCCCUGUGCUGCACCCUCAGCAUGCCCUAGAACAGGGUGAAGUCCAGAUCUGGCCCCGUCCCGGAAGGGACUUGCUCCACUCUGAGUGGAAAUGCAGUGUCAGAUGGGAACCCUCCCAGCUGCUCUAGUACAGAUCUUCUUUGAGAAGAGGCUUGUGUUGAGGUUACUUUGAGUGUGAUCCAUGACAAAUGGGGACUUGGAUGAUCCCCUGCAGGAAUCAGCUACCAGGGCUCCCUGCACUGGGCUUUCAGGCUAAAAUGAAUGCAGCUCUUUUGUACUUGUUUAAUGCACAGCUCUGGUAUCCUACAGUGGAACAGGCAUUCAGGCUGCCCAGAGCACCACUGCACAGAGCCCUUUGGCCUGCCCCUGCCAUUCUCCUCAUAGACCUCUGUGUUAGAGGGAGCUGGCUUCUCUCUAGUGGUUUUGCUUAAAGUUUUUGUCAUUCUCUGCUGCUGACUGGUUUGCUCCUUGACAUGAGGGUGGGAGGGACAACAGGGACUAGGGGCAGGCUGAGGUGGUCUGUGAGUGGGAAGACAACAGUUUAGCAGCCUCACUGGCUUCUCUGGCAGACAUUGCUGCAGAGACCCUUUGAGUGGGGCCACAAAUCAGUAGGGCAAGAGGGAGAUGUGCCCAGUGCCCACGUCUGAUGGGAGGGACCAGUGUAGAGUAAGGGAGGGAACAGCAUCUGAGAAGUAUUUUCCUCUUUCAGUGUAGGCAUCCAACCUGACUGUUGUGUGCUCUCGAUGCCUUUGGCAUAGCGUGGGUUUUUAAUCAGAGGCAGGCAAAAUAUGGCCCGUGACCCAGAGGAAGCCUUGAGCAGGCUCCCUGUCUUCUGCACCCUAUACAAAGCAACCAGUGUUGGGGGUCAUGUGUUCUCUGCACACCGUGUGCUGGGGAGGAGGAAGGUGUUGCGCACUCCCCCUGCCUCCAGCACAAUUUCGCAGCUCCCAUUGGCCGGUGCUUGUAGUAUAUGAAACUGCUCCCUGUAGGAAUUUGCCCCUAGUAGCAAUUACCAAUAUGUACAAUUGUAAGAAGUUGCUACCUGAUGUAGCACAAAUUCCUACAGGAAGCAGUUUCAUUCACUACACUGGCCACUCUGAGUGGCAUGUAGGGGCGUGGUGAGCAGGGAGCCUUCCUGAGGAUCCUGCUGGGCUGCUGGCCAGCAGGCCUAACCAAAGAGUUUGCGGGGCCCAAGGCAGCAUGUUGUGGUUGGCUGCACCUUGUGGCCAGGUGGCUUUCAGCUAGGGCAGUGAGCAAAUGGGUGCCAGGCAUCAUGGGGGCCCUGAAGGCAUGGUGCCCAAGGCAACUGCCUUGCUCACCUUGCCCUAAGACUGGGCCUGCUGACCGGGAGCCACCUAGGUAAGUGCCUCCCAGCCAGAGCCCACCUCUGGCACCCAGCUUUUCCCUCCAAUCCUCUGCUCCCUCUCCUGCACCCCUGCCUCAGGUCACAACCCAAACCCCUGCACUUCUGCCCCAAGUCACAACCCCCCGCACUCCCUCCUGCACCCCUUCUCCAGGUCAGAAUCCCUUUCCUUCACGCAUACCCACUCCCACAGCUGUUACCCCAUUUCCCUGCCCUAGAUCACAACCCAAACCCCUUCACCAUCUCCUACACCUCUGCCCCAGUUCACAACCCCCUCCCAUACCCUACGCCCCCUACAGGUCAGAAUCCUCUCCUGCACUCAUACUCCCUCCCGGACCCUGCAUCCCAAACUCCUUCCCUAGGUCACAACCCUCUCCUUCAUUGAAACUCCCUCCCGGAUGCCACACACCCUCCUUGCAUCCAACCUCCAUCCCAAAACCCUCACAUCCUCCAUUAAUAUUAGGCACUCAAAUUCUUGGAGUGGCUCCCAUCAAAAAUUAUUGCCCACCCCAACCUAAUAGAUCAGUCUUGUAACUCUCUCGAGUGGGUCCUAACCUAGUCAGAGAGAUGCUUUGGAAUCUAAUUUGUGGCCUGUUAAUGGAUCGCUCUAGGAGCUGGGGUUAGGGCAGGAGAGCCUGAGUCCCAUUUGGCUGGCUGGCACCCCAGGAAUGCGGUCUUCUGGGUUUAGCCAAGGGGGGAGAGCUCAUUAGCUGCUUUCCCCUCCAUUCUCAUCCUGGCUUUUAGCAUCUCUUGGCAUUCUGCUGUUCCCUCACUUGGAGUCCUCUCUCCAGCUAUCCUCCCCAGACACCCACUAAUCUUGAAUGUAAAAUCUUGGGCUUUUCUCUGUACUUUAGUUAUUUACAAGCCUGAGGUCUAAGUCUCACCAGCACUGGCAGCCCCCGAUUAUACAUGUAGCUUUUCAGUAGCACACACCAGUGGCUUCCUUCCUAAUCAUACUGUCCAGAACUGCCUGGCCAGCUGCAGUUACUUGGUUAGCACUGUCUUAAGAGCUUUCCCUGGGCACUCUUCCCUCCCAGGACUCUUGCAUUCUGGCCUCGAUUUGCUGCCUCUUUCUUUCUGUUUGGUGGAGAUUGGAUUCUUGUCAGAGUGUUGUCAUUGUGACGUAACUGGCCUCUUAGAGUUACUCUGUGGUGGUCACCUGUAACUCUAGAGCCAUUUUGGAGCCUUAUUCUUUUGAGGUUUUCUGUCUCCUCUUUCCAUGGGCCCCAUUCUUUCCCAUCUGUACAAGCCUUAAGGUUCUCUUUGCCAAAGCACCCAGCUAGCUGCUUUUUGAACCAUCCUGCAGGUGUUGUCCCUGCCAUGCCCUGCCCAACUCUUCCCUGUCUCUUCUGUCCUGGAGGACAGGCAAAGAGGCUGGCCUUGCUGCCGACGCCAGAGGUGUUUCUUGUUGUUGGCUGGAUCCCUCAGGGAGCAACAGCCCUAGUUCCAGUUAGGGUCAUUGAUCGGCAGCCUGUGUGCUGGGGAGGGAAUUCUGUCUGGAACAAUCACCAGUUAGCAAGCGCAGUGGAAUCCAGGGGUGUGAAACUGUGGCCAUCUCCGUGGAGGAAGACCCAUGGCCCUACUAUUGAGUCCUCUGUGGAGAGAAAUGACAUGUUCCUCACCUGGUCCCAGGCCUGGGGACAUGGACUAGUGACAGGCUGUCUCAUCAUAGGCCUCCACUUGAGCCUAGUCAACCAUCUGCUUCGAUGCUCUUGGCCCGCUGCUUCUCCUCCCAGCCCUUCCUGACCCUCAGCAGGGAUCAGUAAGGAUGAGUUCUGAUUCCAGGUGAAGGUGACUGGAAGCCUCUGCCAGGACUAAAGGGAUGCAUGUUUGCUUAUGCUGCAGUGAAGUAAUCCAGUGGGGGUCUCCAGCACUGUGAGGCUACAUCUAGACUGCAAGCCUCUUUCGAAAAAGAGCAUCUAGACUACCAGUACUUUCGAAAAAGCAAGCCACUUUUUUGAAAGAG
Messenger RNA from Pelodiscus sinensis (Chinese soft-shelled turtle), 5023 nucleotides. It is a transcript of the gene TRAF2, whose product is annotated as TNF receptor associated factor 2. The record is from RefSeq and is a predicted model, not a curated record. Gene Ontology annotation, molecular function: zinc ion binding; tumor necrosis factor receptor binding; ubiquitin-protein transferase activity. Gene Ontology annotation, biological process: tumor necrosis factor-mediated signaling pathway; regulation of apoptotic process; positive regulation of canonical NF-kappaB signal transduction. NCBI's taxonomy places the organism in Eukaryota, Metazoa, Chordata, Testudines, Trionychidae. Gene Ontology annotation, cellular component: cytoplasmic side of plasma membrane; cytosol; plasma membrane signaling receptor complex.